UCUCUUGCGUGGAGGUCUAGAAUUGCAUUGCUUUGAUUUUUCACUCUCUCCUGGUAUGGGUUUAGCUUCCCUUGGGACAGGGGCUAGAAAAGCAACUUGGUAAAAUCCUCUCUAUUGGAGUUGCAUGGUCUGCUUCUACUUAGAGGGAGGCAAGGGAGCAUAGCAGCAUGGCUGAGCAAGAAGGUAGUGGCUUGCAGGUUCUUCUUUCUACUCUUCAGAGUUCUUCAGACAAGGAUGUGAUUCUGAAUAUCUUACGGGUUCUCACAGACCUUCUUUCUGUUGGGACAAACAGGAGGCUUCACUACACCAUCAGCAAAGGCGGCAGUGAAGCACUUCUCCAGGCCAUGGUGAAUGCUGCCCAGGUGCCCAUGCCAGACUAUGAGAUCCUCUUGCCCCUGUUUUGCCUGUUGGCCAAAGUUGGCCAAAAAGAUAAGAAAUUUGGACUGAAAGCACAAAGACUGGGAGCGCUUGAUACGACACUCAACUUGGCAAGGAAAAAUAUAAAUCACCAGCGGAAUCUCACCCACUGUCUUUGGGCGCUGCAAGUUUAUGCUUCAAGUGUUACAGCAGGAACCAUCUUGGGUAUUAAUGGAGCUAUGGAGAUGCUUUUCAAAAUACUCACUCCUUACACCAAGAAGCACACCAGAACAACAAGGGCAGUGGUUGAAGCCCUGGCAGCACUGCUGAAAUCAAAGUCUAACAGUCGUCGAGCCAUAAACAGAGGCUAUGUAUGUCAGCUGCUUUGGUUGUACCAGGAUUGGCAUCACCGUGAUACUUCCAACAGUUAUGUUCACAUUCAGAGAGGUCUUCUGCUUUGCCUCAAGCACAUCACCAAUGUUCGGUCGGGUAGAGAAAUCUUCCUUCUUUCUCACGGCAUGGAGACUCUCUUCGCAACUGCUCAGGACUGCCUGAUCAGCAAGAAUCUGGAUCCAGUAGUAAACACCGUGACUCAGAUCCUAAGAAAAACAUAUCCCAAGAUGCAUCUUCCUUCUGCUGCUCUUUGCAGUUCUUAUUCCUUUCUUGUACCCGGGAGAACUGGAUCUUCACAAGCCAGGCCUGAAGAUUAUUGUGCAUAUGAUGUUAAGGAGGAAAUUGAAAAGGACAUAGAUAAUGAGGAUGUGGAAAAUAAAGAGGAGGAUGAUGACUUAGAAACUGAUGUUGACAAACUCCUAUCAAAGCCAGAGCUUGACCGGCCAGAAUCGGAGCUUGAACAAUAUGCGGCCAUGUGUCCAGAACUGUGCUGUAACUUUGUGGAGCUGGAAUCAGAACCUGAAAAUGAGAUCAACUCUGAGGACAUCUCUGCAACCCUGACACGUUCCUGUCUCCAUGUCAUUCCAAAUGCGGCUUCCUCAAAGCACCAGCCAGAGUGGAUAGAGAGGGACCAAAUCGCCCAAAGAGACAAACUGCCCCAAAGGACUUCUAGGGUCCCAGUGCAGAAUGGUUUGAAAAGACAGAAACAUUCUCAAGGACCUAGAAAAGUAAAUCAUGACGAAUCUCAGUCUUUGGAGGAUUCCAUCAGAGAAGGUGAAGACUCAAGCAAGGGUUGUACAGCAACUACACUGCACCCUCUUGCCAAAGAGGCAUUGCGGGACAAAAUAACUUUUCAGGGUAUGAAUUCCUGCAGAUCCAGUUGUCAAGAGACAGUGGAGACGUCGGAGGUGGUGACAAAGCUUUUGGAGAGACACCCAGGCAAUAUCCCUUUCCACAACCCUCACUACUAUAUGGCAAGGACUGGCUGUACCAGGUCCAUUCCAGACUACAGAGUGCUGGCGUUCCCAGAUCUCUGGGGUCACAUACCUCCUCCUUAUAGCCAAUGUUUACAGCAGAGAAGAUACGGUGUCCAAAGGGCCAAAAUUUUUGAAGAUGUUCGUCGUGUGAUCCAGCCAGGCGACAUAAUCAACCGAGUUGUAUUUGAUUUAGAUAGCUCCAACUGCUUAAGCUCUGGUAAUCCGGACUGCCUGAAGUUCUUCUCCAAGUUUGAAUCUGGGAAUCUUCGCAAAGCUGUCCAAGUGCGGGAGUGUGAAUAUGACCUGAUCCUCAACCCUGAUAUCAACAGUUCUCAGCAUCACCAAUGGUUCUACUUUGAAGUCAGUGCCAUGAAAACAGCCACUCCCUACCGCUUCAACAUCAUCAAUUGUGAGAAGCCUAACAGCCAGUUUAAUUUUGGCAUGCAACCGGUCAUGUAUUCAGUGAAGGAAGCUCUUCAGGGCAGACCUCACUGGAUUCGGGUGGGCUAUGACAUCUGCUAUUACAAAAACCAUUACCAAAAUUGUGCAGCGGCAGGAGUUCCCCGUGGGAAAUGGUGCUACACGCUCACCUUCAACAUUGUUUUUCCUCACAAGGAAGACGUCUGCUACUUGGCUUACCAUUACCCUUACACCUAUUCUGCUAUGAUGUCUCAUCUUGACAUCCUGGAGAAAACCACAAACUCCAAGAAAAUCUUCUUCCGGAGGCAAACUCUUUGCCAAACUCUAGGAGGAAACCCUUGCCCUGUGCUCACCAUCACUGCCAUGCCUGAGUCUGAAAGCACAGAUGAUCUGGAGCAGUUCCGUGAACGUCCUUACGUGAUGCUCAUGGCACGGGUUCACCCUGGUGAGAGCAAUGCCAGUUGGGUAAUGAAGGGGACCCUGGAGUUUCUUCUCAGUAGUGAUCCCAUUGCAGACCUGCUGAGGCAAUGCUUCAUCUUCAAGAUCAUCCCCAUGCUGAAUCCAGAUGGUGUCAUCAAUGGCAACCAGCGUUGCUCCUUAAGUGGGGAUGACUUGAACAGGCAGUGGCUGAAUCCUCAUCCUUCAUGCCAACCUACCAUUUACCACACCAAAGGUCUGCUUUACUACCUCAGCAGCCAAGACCGGUCUCCAGUGGUGUUUUGUGACUACCAUGGCCAUUCCCAGAGGAAGAAUGUGUUCCUAUAUGGAUGCAGCAUAAAAGAGACCUUAUGGCAAGCAGGGCGCACAGUUGACACCACUGUUGUCACCGAGGAUGUUGGAUAUAGGACUCUGCCCAAGAUCUUAGACAAAGUGGCUCCUGCCUUUCUCAUGAGCAGCUGCAGCUUCCUGGUGGAGAAGUCACGGGAUGCUACAGCGCGUGUCGUGGCUUGGCGAGAAAUGGGGGUGCUGAGGAGUUACACCAUGGAAAGCACCUACUGUGGCUGCAGCCAUGGCCUAUACAAGGGUCUACAAAUCGGGACUUGUGAACUGGAAGAGAUGGGAGCCAAGUUCUGCCUUGGACUCCUAGUUCUGCAGCUUAAAUCCUUGCCCUGCAGCAAGAAGGUGAUGGCUCAGGCAGCAUCUCUGUUGGAUUUGGAUGAAGAAAUCACAGACCUCCGGGCGCAAAGAAGCAACAGCAACUGCAGUCUGGAGACAGAUGAUGAGCUUCCCUAUGGAGAUGAAGUGGAUUAUAACACUGACAGCUGCUCUGACCAAGAAGGAGAUUUCUCUGAACUGGAUGAAGAAGCGCAAGAGUGUCCCUCCAGGGGUGAAGGCAGGAAGGAAGAAGCAGAGUCCAACAGAGGACAGAUGUGUGGUCCACAGCCCCAUGGAGCUCUUUUUCAUCAACAGCCAGCAAACGGCUGGUAGUAAGCACAUCCCACUGCUGUCAACACUGGUCUGGGUCUUUGGUGGAACUGAAAGCAGGCCUGAGCUUUGAAUUCCCAAACAAUAAGCAAAUGGGUCACUGCUCGCAUCUACUUUUUUGCUGGUGACAGUUCCGGUCUCAGAUAUCUUCCCCCAGUUGUGCUUUCAUUUUGUUGUUGUUCAUGUUGUUACCUAGGUUCCAUAGAAAAAAGGAAACGAUUCCUUGCCGUGUUUCAAGUGAUAUCCAAAUGAUCACUGAAGCUUUCCAUCUGGCUUGUUGCAAGAGAAAUGGAAGAAGCAAUUUCACUGAAUAUCUGCAGGGGGAGGCGAAGUACUCUAUCACUUUAUUAGGUGGGAUGAGAGAGAGAGCGUCGCCAUAAGUGAGGAAUGGGCAAAUGUGGCAAGUAUUUUUUUGGGGGGGGAUCUCUGCCUCCCCCACUGAUAGGGUUGAAUGGACUGCCAAACAUCUCCAAAGCAUGCCCUCUAACAUUUCACAGAUGAAAACGUGGAUACGUGUGGCCAGGCAAUUUCAGAAUGAGGUCAAGAUGGUAAAAGACAUUGAUGAGAAAGAACAUACAAGAUAGGAGAGAAUGCAGGAGUUUGCUUUUGCCUGUACCUACUGGGAAGGACAAAAUUCUUCCCUUCUUCUCCUGCGUACAAACUACUUGUGAACUUUGAAUUCAUUUUGCAGCCACUGAAGUCAAAAAAGAACUGGGACAUAUGAAAAACAGCUGAAGGGUUGGGAGGAUGAAUAAAAAAAUAAUCUGGACUGUCUCAGAAUAAAUCAGGACAGUUGGAGGGUGUGGAAAGGAAAAUAAAUUAAAAACCCAGAAGUACCCCAAAACCCAUGUUUGUUAAAAAAUGAGAUGGAGUGUUUGAAUAAAUAAUAUAGGAGGCCCUGCAUUAUAUAUAAUUAUUGCUUUUGGAGUUAAGAAAGGCAUUUCAUCUUUUAAGGGCAUAGGAAUGGUUGCACAGAGAUUCUAGAGGAGCUGAAAGCCAUCCCUCCCUUAAAACCGUAGCAGCUUCUUAACUUUUGUUGUUGUUAUUGUUUCUGCAGUCACCACAAACAGAACAGCAGUAACCUUAUGGACAACCUGGUCACUAUCUUGUCUAUUGGGUCAUGUCAUGGUGGCCACCAUAUAGAAAACAUAAAGGAGAACGUUUGAAGACAA
Molecule: messenger RNA, 4744 nt
Organism: Sceloporus undulatus (fence lizard)
Lineage: Eukaryota; Metazoa; Chordata; Lepidosauria; Squamata; Phrynosomatidae
Gene: AGBL1
Product: AGBL carboxypeptidase 1
Exons: 23
Coding region: 168-3575 (1135 amino acids)
Biological process (GO): protein side chain deglutamylation; C-terminal protein deglutamylation; proteolysis
Molecular function (GO): zinc ion binding; metallocarboxypeptidase activity
Source: RefSeq, a predicted model, not a curated record